Molecule: messenger RNA, 777 nt
Organism: Sus scrofa (pig)
Lineage: Eukaryota; Metazoa; Chordata; Mammalia; Artiodactyla; Suidae
Gene: C1QL1
Product: complement C1q like 1
Molecular function (GO): protein binding
Source: RefSeq, marked provisional
AUGCUGCUGGUGCUGGUGGUGCUCAUCCCCGUGCUGGUGAGCUCGGGCAGCCCAGAUGGCCACUAUGAGAUGCUGGGCACCUGCCGCAUGGUGUGCGACCCCUACCCCGCGCGGGGCCCCGGCGCCGGCGCGCGGCCCGACGGCGGCGACGCCCUGAGCGAGCAGAGCGGCGCUCCCCCGCCCUCCACGCUGGUGCAGGGCCCCCAGGGGAAGCCGGGCCGCACAGGCAAGCCGGGCCCCCCUGGACCCCCCGGGGACCCGGGUCCUCCCGGCCCUGUGGGGCCACCCGGGGAGAAGGGUGAGCCAGGCAAGACCGGCCCUCCCGGGCUGCCAGGAGCGGGGGGCAGUGGCGCCAUCAGCACGGCCACCUACACCACGGUGCCGCGCGUGGCCUUCUACGCCGGCCUCAAGAACCCUCACGAGGGUUACGAGGUGCUCAAGUUUGACGACGUGGUCACCAACCUAGGCAACAACUACGACGCGACCAGCGGCAAGUUUACGUGCAACAUUCCCGGCACCUACUUUUUCACCUACCACGUCCUCAUGCGCGGCGGCGAUGGCACCAGUAUGUGGGCGGACCUCUGCAAGAACGGACAGGUGCGGGCCAGCGCCAUUGCCCAGGACGCAGACCAGAACUACGACUACGCCAGCAACAGCGUGAUCCUGCACCUGGACGCGGGCGACGAGGUCUUCAUCAAGCUCGACGGAGGCAAAGCGCACGGCGGCAACAGCAACAAAUACAGCACCUUCUCCGGCUUCAUCAUCUACUCCGAUUGA